UUGUUUCUCUCACAUUUCGGUGCAAAGUGUAUUUAAGUGGCCAGGCGCUCGCUGCUCGAGAACACACGCGUUUCACCCACCUGAGAGGGCUGCUCUUGUCAUUGGCAGUCGCGGAGCUAAGCAAAUAGAAUACCAAAAAAGGAAUACACCUGUCACCAUGAUACCGACCAUAACGAAGAAGUACCAGAACGUGGUGAUUAGCACGGGCAACAUCAUCACGGAACUCGGGCAGCGCAAGUCGAACGAGGAGCUCUAUGAUGGGCUAAAGAUAACGCUGCUCGGCGAUCCAAGUGUGGAGCGCGUGGUGGUGGAAAAGGAGAUCGACGAGCUGCACGGCCGGGUGCAGCGAGCCACCCAGGAGCUGACCACCCGGCUGACGGAGAACGGACGGAACGAAAUUAGCAUCGGUGCUAAGAUAUUCCUCAAUCGCCACUCCACGGAGUUUGUGAACCAGGCGGUGGAGGCGCUACUCAACAUACUUAGUGUGACGCACGUGGACAAUGUGGUGUUGGCCUACCACCCGAACGCGGUUGCCAGCGCAACGCCGGUGACCACAACAGCAGCAGGCGGAGUUCCGGCCAAGUCGCCCUGCUCAGAGGGCUCCACCGCCGGUAGGACCAGCAACUGGAGCCAGCGAAACGGCGACGGCGGCGUGGCAGAGCUUAAAAAACUGUACCAAUCGUUAGAGCAGUACGCACUCAAGCAGCAAAUCACCCAGCUUGGCAUUGCCGAUCUGGAUGCGUCGGCCCUAGAGGAGUUGCACAAAAGCGCCCAGGUGGCGCCCACAAUCGCCCAGGUCAACCUGUCCACCUGCUGCGUGGUGCCACCGGAACUGCAGGAGUUCUGCGCCGCCCACGACAUCCAGCUGAACACGCACAGCGAUCCCGAGCUGCUGCUGCCCGAAGAACAGUUCGCCGAACUAGCACCGGGCUACACAAUCGACUGGUCGCUGCGGUACCAAGUGCACGUCCGCUGCCGAGGCGUCCUCACCGCCAAGGGAUACAUUGUGGGAGCCUCGCGGUCCAGCGAUUAGUUUAAGUAACACACCCCGUAAACCAGAUGCUAGGCUAUAGUUUUAAUGUUUGUAAUGUAUGCUCAUAUACAGUGGUGUACUUAUUGUUUGUUAUACAAAACCCCAACUGAGGAUUUCGAAGCCGACCGAUUGAUUUUACUGUAAACGAUUUUUCAAUACUUAUUCUGAAUAUAAAGCGUUUCAAAAACGGCAAACAACUGCA
This is a messenger RNA of Drosophila ficusphila, 1235 nucleotides long. It is a transcript of the gene Gclm, whose product is annotated as glutamate--cysteine ligase regulatory subunit. NCBI's taxonomy places the organism in Eukaryota, Metazoa, Arthropoda, Insecta, Diptera, Drosophilidae. The coding region runs from base 158 to 1033 and encodes 291 amino acids. Gene Ontology annotation, cellular component: glutamate-cysteine ligase complex. The record is from RefSeq and is a predicted model, not a curated record. Gene Ontology annotation, molecular function: enzyme regulator activity; glutamate-cysteine ligase catalytic subunit binding. Gene Ontology annotation, biological process: glutathione biosynthetic process. The transcript has a single exon.